AUGGGAGACCCAAUCCAGUUAAAAGAUGAGGGAAACAAACACUUCCAGGCAGGAGAAAUCGAAAAUGCCAUUGAGUGCUACACUAAAGCCAUUAAGGGAUGCAAGGACAAAAAAGUGCUUGCUGUCAUCUACAGGAACAGAUCUGCAUGCUACCUAAAGAAGGAAAACUAUGCUAACGCAGCGUCCGAUGCAUCUAAAGCCAUUGAUGUGGACGCAGCAGAUAUUAAAGCCUUGUACCGGCGUUGCCAAGCUCUGGAGAAAUUAGGAAAACUUGACAUGGCUUUCAAAGAUGUGCAGAGAUGUGCCACCAUCGAACCAAAGAACCAGACAUUCCUGGAGACUCUCCGCAGGCUGGGAGCAGAAAUCCAGGCCAAGCUCAAGACAACAUUCUCCACAGAUUCAAGAGUGCAGAACAUGUUUGAUAUUCUCCUUGAUGAGGAAAUGGAAAAGGACAAAAGGGAAAAGGCUGCCAACAAUCUGAUUGUGCUGUCAAGAGAGGACGCCGGAGCAGAGAGAAUCUUCCAGAAUAACGGAGUGCCUCUGCUGCUCACCAUGAUAGAGACGGGCAAACAAGAGAUGGUCCUGGCUGCUGUUCGUACUUUGUCAGGAAUGUGCACAGGACACAAAGCUCGGGCCAUGGCCAUAAUUCAGAUGGUGAGCGUCGAUAAGAUGUGCAGCAUUAUGGCUGUCGACAAUGAGGAGAUUGUGCUUGCAACCUGCAACCUCUUCCAGUGCAUCAACGACUCCCUCACUGGUGAAGAUAAAAAGGAUUAUGGCAAAGAAGAGGCCUUGGUUCUGGAUGCAUCCAAAGACUUGAAAAACAUUCUCCUCGCUCUGGUGGAGAUGGUUGGUAGUAAGAAGGUUUCUGGCCAUGGCAGAGACCAGGCACUGAAUCUCCUGAGCAAGAAUGUACCUCGCACUGUAAAGAAAUCCAAAGACAACUCCAAGGCCCUCUUCACUAUUGAUCACGGUCUGAAGAAGAUCCUCAAGGUGUGUGGUCAGGUUUCUGAACUGCCCGACCAGCUGCCCAUGACGGAGAACACACAGCUGAUCGCCAGCGUGCUGCUCACCAGGCUCUACGACGAGCUCUCAUGUGACCCUGAGAGAGACAACUUCAGGGAGAUUUGCAAUGAAUAUAUCAAUUCCAAAAUUGAUCCCAACGACAUGGACAGGACAAUCCAUGCUAUCAACGUCAUCUCAGGCCUGCUUCAGGGUCCCUUUGAUGUCGGUAACGCCCUUGUUGGACGACAAGGUAUAAUGGAGAUGAUGGUGGCACUGUGUGCCUCUGAACGUGAGGUGGACCAGAUGGUUGCUGUGGAGGCGCUGAUCCACUCCGCCUCCAAGAUGAGCCGUGCUUCCUUCAUCAUCACCAACGGCGUGUCCCUUCUCAAGGACCUCUACAAGAAGACCAAGAAUGAGAAGAUUAAAAUCCGUUCUCUGGUGGGUCUGUGUAAACUGGGUUCAGCUGGAGGAGAUGACUACAGUUUAAGGCAGUUUGCUGAGGGCUCCACAGAGAAACUGGCCAAGCAGUGCAGAAAGUGGCUCUGUAAUCCCAAGAUUGAUACCAAAACAAGAAAGUGGGCUAUCGAGGGUCUAGCUUAUCUGACCAAUGAUGCUGACGUGAAAGAUGACUUUGUUGAGGACGAGAUUGCGCUGAAGGCCAUGUUUGACCUGUCAAAGUCUACAGACAAGACAAUCAUCUAUUCAGUAGCUUGCACCCUGGUUAACUGCACCAACUGCUAUGACAAGAAGGAUAUCCUACCUGAGCUGGUUCAACUAGCAAAGUUCUCAAAGCAACAUGUGCCGGAGCAACACCCCAAGGACAAGAAGGACUUUAUUGAUCAGAGAGUGAAAAGGCUCCUGAAGGCUGGCAUCACUUCAGCUCUUGCUGUCAUGGUAAAGGCAGACAACUCCAUCCUGACCGACCAGACCAAGGAGAUGCUGUCAAGAGUUUUCUUGGCUUUGACAGAUGAUCCCAAAGAUCGUGGUACUAUUGUAGCCCAAGGUGGUGGAAAGGCUUUGAUACCACUUGCUCUGGAAGGGACAGAGGCUGGGAAGACAAAGGCCAGCCACGCCAUUGCCAGGAUUGCAGCUAUUUCCAACCCAGAACUUGCUUUCCCUGGUGAGAGGGUGUAUGAGGUGGUGCGGCCUUUAGUCGGCCUCCUUCACACAGACAAAGACGGGAUGCAGAACUAUGAAGCUUUGCGAAGCCUCACCAACUUGGCUGGUUUCAGUGAAAAACUAAGAGUGAAGAUUAUAAAAGAGAAAGCUAUCAGUGACAUUGAAAACUACAUGUUUGAAGAUCAUGACCAGAUCAGACAGGCUGCUACUGAAUGCAUGUGCAACCUAAUUUCAUGUAAAGAGGUCCAAGAGCGUUUUGUGUCCGAUGGCAAUGAUAGACUGAAGCUGCUGGUACUGCUUUGUGGCGAGGAUGACGAGAAUCUUCAGAUCGCUGCAGCUGGAGCUCUCGCCAUGCUCACUGCUGCUCAGAAGAAGACCUGCAACAAAAUAACCCUUGUGACCACGCAGUGGCUUGAGAUCCUGCAGAGGUUGUGUCUCCACACCAACCCCAAUGUACAGCAUCGUGCCCUUGUUAUUGUCUACAACAUGCUCGACUCAGACAACAGUGAGCUGGCCAAGAAGCUGAUGGAGUGUGAGCUGUUGGAAAUCUUGUCAGUGAUUGGCAAGGCAGAGAACAAUCCCAAGAGGCAGCAGGCCAUCGAUGCGGCGCGCACAUGCCUGGUCAAAGCUAUGGAUCUUGGUCUCAUCAAACCGUUCGCGACCCCCUCUUAAAAUGCUUUCUACGAGGAAAAAACCCAACAGUGGACAUUCUUCUUUAUUUCCUUUAAAUACAGACUUGUUUCCAAAUGGUUUUCUCAUUGAAGAAAAAAAAGAAUUCUCCAACCUGGCUCUAAAGAUAAUGUCUCACAAUAUAAAUCACUGUUUUUAUUUGUAAUUUUUUACAGAGGGUGUUUGUUGCGUAGGUAGUAGAAAAUGCACACAUGGUGAUUUCCCCUGACCAUGCAUUUUUUUGUCUUUAUUUGAAGAUUUUAGAAAUGUAUUAUUUCUAUUUAUGUUGAACUGUAACUGUGAAUGAAUGAUUAAAUACUGAGCAGUUCA
Messenger RNA from Trematomus bernacchii (emerald rockcod), 3120 nucleotides. RefSeq names its product unc-45 myosin chaperone B (gene unc45b). Bases 1 to 2793 code for a protein of 930 amino acids. The transcript is spliced from 19 exons. Lineage: Eukaryota; Metazoa; Chordata; Actinopteri; Perciformes; Nototheniidae. Gene Ontology annotation, molecular function: Hsp90 protein binding. The record is from RefSeq and is a predicted model, not a curated record.